Molecule: messenger RNA, 3451 nt
Organism: Neodiprion virginianus
Lineage: Eukaryota; Metazoa; Arthropoda; Insecta; Hymenoptera; Diprionidae
Product: insulinoma-associated protein 1a-like
Exons: 1
Coding region: 538-1647 (369 amino acids)
Biological process (GO): neuron differentiation; negative regulation of transcription by RNA polymerase II; regulation of cell cycle process
Cellular component (GO): transcription repressor complex; nucleus
Molecular function (GO): DNA-binding transcription repressor activity, RNA polymerase II-specific; RNA polymerase II cis-regulatory region sequence-specific DNA binding
Source: RefSeq, a predicted model, not a curated record
AUCGCCGGCACGUCGCACGUCUCGAGGCAGGCCGACGUGGCGCAAAGCCGAACGAGGCUUUUGCAGAACGUUAUCACGGGGGUUUCUUCUUGGAACCGGCAGGACGAGCAACGAAUACUGUGACGAUCUGAAGACAGUGCAAAAGUGACGGACGCCGUUUUACCACCAAAGUAACCAGAAAUCAUACGAGACAAUCUGCAUUUUCCAAUUCUGCUCCGUCGUCGAGGAACUACGCAUCCCGGACGCAUCGGCGAACUGAAUCUCGGAGCCUUAUACCGCGGGUCUAAGGCUGUCGAAGAUUACAAGAUCGAUCAGGGAAGAGGUGGCACCGAUUUCUGUCAAGUGCAGAAAUUGGCCGAGAGCGGAGAUUGGGAAUGCGGAGAACGCGCGUUCGAUGAAACCCGUGGCAGAUAGCGAGGCUCGUGACUCGAGAGUAACGGCGAACGAACGACCGACGUCGGAACGUUAAUCUUAGAGAAGAAGCGCGAAAUCCGCAAGGAUCCUCGGAACGAGCCGCGAUCCGAGCGAGGGGUCAGGAUGCUGCACGGGACUUUGCCGCGGGCGUUCGUAUCGCCGGGGAUCAAGUACCUCGCGGGUGGUUACGGGUACGGCGAUGACGGGUCGGGAUACGCGGCCGCCUACGCCGGCACCUCGUCCUUCGAGGCGGAGCAGUACUCGGUUAUACCGGAUCAGCACCACCACGCGUUCCCCACGUGGCACACGGUCCAGCGGCCAGCGUCGCCGAGCCCCCUGGACUUGUCGCUAAAGCCGAGCCCCGGCAGAGCGGAGAUGAGCACGAUCGACCACGAGCCCGAGGUAAAUCUGCGUCGGGAGCAGACGGUGGUGGCCGAGGGAUUCCAGCCGGAGUCGAGCGGCUAUUCGCCGCCGCGAGUGCCGACAACACCGCAACACCACCUUCAGGGCAUCAGCGCGCCGAUGACACCGCCGAGCACGCCGUCGCCGCCGCAGUGCCCGAGGAAACGGCCAAGGGAGGAUCCGGGCUCGGGUGGCUCCCCGGCGUUGGCCCUGCACGGCGACAAGGGCGAGAAGGGCGAGAAGGGCGAGAAGGGGGGGCCGCAGAGGUCGAAGAAGAAGCACGCGAGACGAUUGAAGUUCGACGAGGACACGAGCAGCCCCGUAUCCGGGACCGUUAUCCUCGGUCCCGACGAGGCGGUCGUUACCGGGGACAUCGAUCCCGCCUUCAACGUCGUCGAGGUUACCGUGGAGGCGCGGGCCGAGUUGGCAAAGAUCGAGAACCGGCUUGGGCCCUACCAGUGCAGGCUCUGCCGGCAGCUGCACGGGGAUGCCUUCCAGCUCGCGCAGCACCGCUGCUCCCGUAUCGCCCACGUCGAGUACCGAUGCCCGGAGUGUGACAAGCGGUUCUCCUGCCCAGCCAACCUCGCCUCCCACCGCCGCUGGCACAAGCCCCGGACCUCCAACCCGCAGCCCGACGGCCCCUCUAGCCAGCCCGCGAGCAUCGGGGCCGAGUUCGCCUGUUCGAACUGCGACGCUAAGUUCGGUCGGCAGGCCGCCCUACGCAAGCACCUCGCCGCACAGCAUCCCGAGUCGGCGGCACCGGCGCCCGCGGCCAGCGGGACAAACGGCGCGCACCUUGCAGUUUCGGCCCUGACCUGCGAAGCACCCUGACACCAAUUUCCUGCGAGACCAUUGCCCAGGAGGCCGGGACCCUACUGGAGAUUCGGUCUUGAUCUUAUGUGAGACCGGACGGCGACGAGGCGGACGGUUUUUCGGAUGGGUGGAAGGGGCGGGGGUUACCGGACGUUCAGGGCAUUCGAAACAAGUCGUGAGUACUGAAACAAAAUUUUCGGACUUCGGCUGGCGUGCAGGGGCUUCGCGGCUAUAGCGCCGCCGUCAACGCUGUCAUUAUCGUUACAUCGUUACUGUUCUUAUUGCUUCUAUUAUUCUUGAGAUAAAGUCGUUUUUAGCUCCGGAUGCUUUGCUCUCGUCAACCGAGAGACAAACAAAUUACCGAAACACCGUACGCCACUGGCAUGGCGCUUCGAACGGGGUGUAGUAAGUAUCGUUCUAGGCCACACGUUCACAUCGGCAUUAUAGCAUAGGUAUGUCAUUCCGGUACCUUCAGAUUUUUCAUUUACGUACCUUUGCUCGCGAUAUUUUCGGCCCGUUUGCUAAAUUCGCCAACUGUGGCAGUUUUCGUAACAGCGAUUCUCGAGAGAGAUGCCACGCUUCAAUUGAGCAACAGACAAACAUCGCAUCUACCCGUAAGCAAAUGUAAAUAGUCAAAUUCAGCGCAUUGUAUACGCGUUCGGCUGAUAAGUUUCUCAUUCGCUCUGAAAGUUAUUCGUUAUUCGGACUUGACGAAUCGAAUAAAUUACAUGUAUCGUAUCCAUCGAUCGUUUAUUUUUCACGAUUCAGUUGGUUAUCCGUUCCAGAUUUUCCGAUUGCUCUCUCCGUGUUAAUACUGUAUGUUUAAUUAUGCAAUGCUGGUCAACCGAACUGAUUUAUAAUAAGGGGAAUAAACAACUUUUCAAAAACGAUCAUACGGUUCAGCGUCAGCACUAGAGUCAUAUACGUAUGUCUGUUGUAUAACGAUGGGAUCGACAUUGUCACCCGAUUAUUGUUCAUAAAAUUUUAUAUUUCAAGAAGAAUUGUGGAACAUGAAAGAAAAACAAUUCUAAAAUGAGUGUGAAACAUUGUAAAUCGUUGUACAUUGAUUAGUUGUAACGAGAAAAAUUGAUAGAUUAUAAAAUAGUAUACGCGGUAAUAGUACCUGUACAUUGUAAAUGUGUAGAUAGCAUCGCAGUGGGUUACUCAAGAGUAUGAUACUGAGAAAAAUAUUAUUAGAAAUAAUCAAGAAUCGAUGACAAUUAUAUAGUAUUCUUGUUGACGGAAGGUGAUGUUACGUAGAUCCAUUAAAAACCAGAGCCAAAAAUUUUCUAGAAGCUUCUCGAACAGACCUUACGUUCUUAUGGUCGUAUGUAAAAACGUUUUUUUCUAGUCGUAUAUUUUCACCCGGACCAGUCAAUCAUCGCGGGUGAGUACCUACUGAUAAUAAUGAAUGCAGAUUGGUAAGUGAUGAUUGAUUCACGGUCGUACAGCUAACGAUAUCAAAGAUAAUUAAGGCAACCGCGCAUAUAACAGUUUAACGUAUAAAGUCCGACCUUAGAAUCACCGGAUCUAAUUGUAAAAUCUGCGAUAUAUGUGAUUUCAGCGUCUAAAUGCGCAUCUAGUCGGUAACGUCUAGUCAAAGUAAAAGUCUAGUCUGUCAUAGGUGUAACGUUGUCUAGUUUCUGUAAAUUAUUUAAAGAAAUAUCUCUUGUCUAGUCGUAUCGCAUUGGCGUAAUUUUAAUCAAAGAAGAAUAACCGCACUACGAUACGUAUAGGUGCAUAUUACACGGUGCAGAGGCCAAGAAGUUGAUCGUCCGACCUAAAACCCAACAACAGAUGGUCUGGGCGACCCAAGGACAUA